Messenger RNA from Pyrus x bretschneideri (Chinese white pear), 405 nucleotides. RefSeq names its product exosome complex exonuclease RRP42-like. Gene Ontology annotation, cellular component: nuclear exosome (RNase complex); cytoplasmic exosome (RNase complex). Gene Ontology annotation, biological process: nuclear polyadenylation-dependent mRNA catabolic process; U1 snRNA 3'-end processing; U4 snRNA 3'-end processing. The record is from RefSeq and is a predicted model, not a curated record. Lineage: Eukaryota; Viridiplantae; Streptophyta; Magnoliopsida; Rosales; Rosaceae. Bases 1 to 405 code for a protein of 134 amino acids. The transcript is spliced from 4 exons.
AUGGAUUUUAUUUUUUGGUAUAACCACGGUCUUGAUGUUAAGCGCAUACUUACUUUUACAUGCAUUUAUACUUAUUGUAAAGCUGUUGUUUUUUUACUUCUGCAGGGUAGAGGGGGUGAGGAGCUGUCAGCAGAACUCUCUGUGGCUCUUCGACGUUGCCUGUUGGGUGGUAAAAGUGGAUCUGGUGCUGGAAUUGAUCUCUCCUCUCUGGUAGUUGUGGAAGGAAAGAUCUGUUGGGAUCUUUACAUUGACGGCCUUGUUGUCAGUUCAGAUGGGAAUCUUCUAGAUGCCCUAGGUGCUGCUAUAAAGGAAAAGAAACUGAUGUUCCCAAAGGCUGCUUUGAGCGAUACGGGCAUAUACAGGCAUCCCAAGAGUAAAUGUUGCAGCUGGUGCAUCAGGCGAUGA